Papaver somniferum (opium poppy) is the source of this 1819-nucleotide messenger RNA. RefSeq names its product WD repeat-containing protein 25-like. The coding region runs from base 452 to 1753 and encodes 433 amino acids. The transcript is spliced from 7 exons. The record is from RefSeq and is a predicted model, not a curated record. NCBI's taxonomy places the organism in Eukaryota, Viridiplantae, Streptophyta, Magnoliopsida, Ranunculales, Papaveraceae. Gene Ontology annotation, molecular function: protein binding.
AGUUAUUUAUAUUUAUUGAACACAUAACUAGGUCAGAAAUCGGAAUGGAUGAUGCUCGAAGUCGCAAGGUGUGAUGGUAUUAACUGUUAACCCAUUCAAUUAAUUUUUGAUCUUUAUUAUUAUGAACCCUGAUUCUGAGUAGAGGAGAUUUUGCUUUCACUCAACCUUGUCAGCUCAAAUACGGGUUGCAGAGAUUCAAGAUUCGAAGGAAGGAAUAAGCGCCUGGAAUUAGGUUAACAGGGACAAGUUUAGCAAUUCUCUUCAUUGCUGCUGGUGCUUGAUUCUUGAGAGGCUUCUCUCUUACAAAAGAGAGUCUAAAGAUGACGAGAAUUGAAGAGAGAGAAAAUCAGCGGCUCUUACUUGGAGAAAAAUUAAAAGACAGAAGAACAAGUUAAGUGUUUGGUUUCUUUUGGCGGAAGGACGUCUGGGACUGUACAGACAUUUUUUGGCCAUGGACCUUUUGCGCAAUGCAUAUGCAACUGUUUCUGAUGAUGAAGAUGAAAAAAAGAGUUCGGGUCAACCUCCAAUAAAGCGAAUGAGAUGUGAAAAUCAUUCAACUUUCCAAGUCGGUAAACCAUCAAUGCAACCUUGUCCCAAAUUAUACUCCUUAGAUUUGCAAAAAGAAGCUCCAGUUGCUGGAAGAUAUAUCUCAAAGAGAGAGCGUUCAAUGAUGGGAUCUUCAGCUGCUUCUGAAUUGAAACCACCACCUACCACGGUUAUCACAUCACCUGUGAUAGGAAGUAUUUCAGAUUCUGAUCUGCAGUCUGAUAUGUUGUCAUCUCCGAGGAGUCGAGUAAAUGAAUCAAAACAUCACAACAAAACUCCCGAAAGGUUGUCUGUUUCUCUAAAUGGACACAAGAAGGCUGUCAAUGCUAUUCAUUGGUCGCCAACUCAUGCCCAUCUUCUUGCUUCUGCCGGAAUGGAUAAUUCUGUAUGCAUAUGGAAUGUAUGGAGUAGAGGUGAAAAGAAAGCAUGUGCUAUUAACUAUCACUCAGCAGCAGUUAAGGAUGUGAGGUGGUCAAAGCAGGGACUAUCCUUACUUGCUUGUGGAUAUGAUUGUUCAUCAAGAUUAAUUGAUGUCGAGAAAGGAAUAGAAAAACAGUUCUUCAAUGAGGAUCAAGUUGUUGGUGUUAUUAAAUUCCAUCCUGAUAACUCUAACCUCUUUCUUUCUGGAGGAUCAAAGGGCAUCAUUAGACUGUGGGAUAUAAGAACUUGCAAGCCAGUGCAGGAAUACAUACGAGGCCUCGGGCCUAUCCAAGAUGUUGAUUUCAGUAUUGAUUCCAAACGUUUCAUCUCAUCCAGUGAUGUGUCCAAGGGCAUGGUCACUGAGAAUGCAAUUGUUGUUUGGGAUCUCUCUAGGCAAAUACCUCUCUCUAAUCAGGUUUAUGUGGAAGCGUACACAUGCCCUUGUAUUAGGUAUCAUCCUUUUGAACCUUUUUUCGUGGCCCAAUCAAAUGGAAACUACAUUGGGAUAUUCUCCUCCAAACCACCUUUCAGGUUUGAUAAGUUCAAGAUGUAUGCGAAGCAUGGAGUAUCUGGAUUCCCUAUCAAGUGUAAUUUUAGCUCUGAUGGAGAGAGACUUGCUUCAGGUUCAUCUAAUGGGUGUAUUUACUUGUAUAACUAUAGGUCAACAGAGAUCGUGAAGAAACUAAAAGCAUAUGAGCAUGCAUGCAUUGAUGUUGCUUUCCAUCCUUUUAUUCCGAAUGUGAUUGCUUCUUGUAGUUGGAACGGAGAUGUUUCAGUGUUUGAGUGAGAAUGAAAUCUGUACAACUGCUUCAUCAUUUCACUAAACUAUAUUUCCUUCUAGGGGUUUCUUUUA